Salvia miltiorrhiza (redroot sage) is the source of this 2212-nucleotide messenger RNA. RefSeq names its product laccase-14-like. Lineage: Eukaryota; Viridiplantae; Streptophyta; Magnoliopsida; Lamiales; Lamiaceae. Gene Ontology annotation, biological process: lignin catabolic process. Gene Ontology annotation, molecular function: hydroquinone:oxygen oxidoreductase activity; copper ion binding. The record is from RefSeq and is a predicted model, not a curated record. The coding region runs from base 331 to 2019 and encodes 562 amino acids. The transcript is spliced from 6 exons. Gene Ontology annotation, cellular component: apoplast.
AUUGACCUUAGUUUCCUACGAAUAGAUGACAAAGAAUUGUCAACAAAGGGAUCUUUAAAGAUGAAAUUUUGGACGCGUAAAAUGCUCCUCAAUUCAAAGUAUGAGAAAAUUCAAACUAUCUUUGAAGUUGAAAAUGAUGAAAAAUCAGCUUCUUAAUUUCCAAAACAGAGGCAAAAGUGAUCAUGGUAUUCUUAUCCAAGUGCAAGAAGCAAACCUGGAAUCAUCCAACCUCUCUAUAUAUAUACCUAUCGAGAAGCAGAAGACAAAAUCCCAUCAAUGAUUUUAAACUCAAAUCUAUUUAGUUUCUGAGUAGUAAAUAUCUUCGAGAGCAUGAAGUUUCUCAUCGUGUAUUUUUCGUUGCUUUUUUUCAUAUGUGGCUUUGUAGCAGUUCAUGGAAAGAUCCUAAGACAGAGAUUUGUGUUACAAGAUGCCCCAUACACACGAUUGUGCGGCAGUAAGAGCAUAUUAACCGUGAACGGAAAAUUUCCCGGGCCCACCAUAUAUGCGAGAGUGGGAGACACAGUAAUUGUGGACGUCAUCAACAGAGCUAGUGAAAAUAUUACUAUUCACUGGCAUGGGGUGAAACAGCCAAGAAACCCAUGGUCAGAUGGGCCGGCUUACAUAACCCAGUGCCCGAUCCGACCGGGAACGAAUUUCAGCCAAAGAAUCGUGUUGUCUGAUGAAAUCGGGACUCUAUGGUGGCACGCUCACAUCGAAUGGUUUCGCUCUACUGUCUAUGGUGCUCUCGUUGUUUUACCUAACUUGGGAGAUCAAUAUCCCUUCCCUAAACCUGCUGCCGAAAUUCCCAUCAUAUUAGGAGAAUGGUGGAACAGUGAUAUAAGGGAAGUUCUGAGGGAAGGCCUUCAAAGCGGAUCGGAUUUUAAUGCAUCUAAUGCUUUCCUCAUCAAUGGUCAACCUGGAGAUCUAUAUCCUUGUUCCAACUCAGAUACAUUCAAAGUGAAAGUGGACUCUGGCAAAACAUACCUACUUCGAAUGAUCAACAAUGUGAUGAACAACAUCAUGUUCUUCAAAAUCGCCAACCACAACCUCACCGUAGUCGGCUCCGACGCCGCCUACACGAAGCCGUUCACGGCCGAGUACGUGGCAAUAUCUCCGGGCCAAACCAUAGAUGUCUUGUUCGUAGCCAACCAACAACCAAGCCACUAUUACAUGGCCUCUCGGCCCCACAACGUCGCCGGGAACUUCGCCAACACGACCACAACCGCCAUCCUCGAGUACACCGGAAACUACACGGCACCCUCGUCUCCUCUCCUCCCCACCCUCCCCGACUUUGCAGACGAGGUCGCCUCUGACAGUUUCACAGCACGGCUGCGAAGCUUAGCGACAGAGGCUCACCCCAUUGACGUCCCUCAAACAGUGGACAAGGAGCUUCUGUUUACCCUCUCGGUAAACAUAUUCGAAUGCGCUCUAAACGAGACUUGCAACGGACCGUUGCAAGGCCGGUUCAGAACGAGCCUCAACAACAUAACGUUCGUGCAGCCAAGAAUCUCCAUUCUUGAUGCCUAUUAUAACCGUGUUAACGGAGUCUACGAGGAAGAUUUCCCUCAGAAUCCGCCUUUCCCGUUCAACUACACGAUGGAGUUCGUGCCACAGCUGCUAUGGAUACCUCAAAAUGGGACAGAAGUUAGAGUGGUGGAGUAUAAUACUUCAGUAGAGCUUGUCUUCCAAGGAACAAACAUUCUUGGUGGGACAUACCAUCCUAUGCAUCUCCAUGGCUACAGCUUCUAUGUGGUCGGAAGAGGCAACGGAAACUUUGACCGGGAAAGGGACCCUUCCAGCUAUAAUCUUGUCGAUCCUCCUCUGCAGAACACCAUUGCAGUUCCAAGAAACGGGUGGACAGCGAUUAGGUUCAAGGCGAAUAAUCCAGGUGUUUGGCUUCUGCAUUGCCAUCUGGAGCGCCACGUGACCUGGGGAAUGGAGAUGGCGUUCAUCGUCAGAGAGGGAAAGAGCCAAGACGCUAAGAUGCUGCCUCCACCUGCAGACAUGCCCAGAUGCUAAAGCUGAGGCAUAUCAAAGAGAAAACACUGCAAGAUCUCUUCUGAUUAUAUUGUUUCUUGAUUUGUAUACAGACCUGUAAAAUGGCUUGACAUAGUUUUGACCAUCAAGAUCAGUUAGGAAAAUGAAUAAUAAAUCCAGUUCUUGUUUGAUCAUUUAAAACAUAAAUACAGUUUUCUGUUUCUGAUUCAGAAAA